AUGUCAUUUUAUGCAAGAGAACGAAGUUCGUCAUCAAUCAGACCAAUCUCAAUUAGGCAGGGUCUACUUACUCGAGAUGGUUCUGCAAGUUUUAAAUUUGUGAAUGGUCCAGCAGAAGUAAAAAUACGUGACGAAAAAUUAGAUAAAGCAACAAUCGAUGUAGUAGUCAGACCUUUGGUUGGUACUCCAGGUACAAAGGAUAAAAAGCAUGAAUAUAUUUUACGAUCCAUUUUUGAAAGCGUCAUUCAAUCAGGUCUUCAUCCAAGAACUUUAAUUCAAAUCGUAUCACAAGUGAUGGAAGAUGACGGAAGCAUUUUAGCGACUUCAAUUAAUGCAACUACUUUGGCUUUGAUGGAUGCAGGAAUUCCAAUGAAAAAUGUAGUGACAGCAGUAUCGUGUAUUUUAGAUAAAAAUGAUGAGAUAUUAGUGGAUCCUACAUUACAAGAAAUGGAGAAUUUACAAUCUGCGCAUACUUUUGCGUUUGAUAACACGUCUUCAAACUUAAUAUUUUGUGAUUCCUCUGGUAUUUAUAGUGAAGAGCAGUAG
Messenger RNA from Entrophospora candida, 546 nucleotides. Lineage: Eukaryota; Fungi; Glomeromycota; Glomeromycetes; Entrophosporales; Entrophosporaceae. The record is from the annotation of a GenBank genome assembly.